GUAUCUUGCCACCAUACAAUAUGAUCGCAUUCAUACUUUUAAGUUUAUUUCUACAAAUUUUAGCAUCUUCUCCAACCUUGGGUCGAGACGCUGAUCAAAAUGAGUAUCCAUUUAUCGUAGGAGUGGAAUCAUGCGAUUUUCCAGUUUGUUAUCCACAAUGUGCUGGUGUGGUUCUUUCCAAGAAUUGGAUUCUCACACUUGGUGGCUGUGCUUAUGGUGCGAUUACCUACAAUAAUUUCAGGGUAAGUUAUAAAAAUAGCAGAGAUAUCAAAGAAAUAAGGUCAGCGUUAUAGCGUGGUAGAAAUAGAGAUAACAAAUAUCUUUUAGACCUAAUCUAGUUUUCUUUACGCAAGUUUUUCUGCAAUUAUUAUUUUAGCUGUACUUGUUUGGUUUUUAUUAUACCAUUGGUAUAUAAUAGGAAUGCAAAAUCUCUUUGUAUACCAGAGAAAUUUCAUAACAUCGUGAGAAAAAUAAAAAGAAUAGGUGUCAACAUUCUCGGAGUCAGUGAAGUUAGGUGGAUUGGAUCUGGAGAGUCAAACAUAGAUAACAAUUAUAUAUUAUGCUGGCAAUGACGAUCCUCAUCAUUACUCAUAAAUGUGUAAUUACACAUAAAUGUGUAAAGAACUUUAUACCUAUAUCUGAUAGAGUAGCUAUGCUACAAAUUAAAACUCCUCGAAAUUAACUCUAUUCAAGUAUAUGCUCCUACAGGAGAAAAAUCAGAUUGAGAAGAAGGAGAAUUCUACCACGAGAUCAAAUACCUAAUGAAGAUCGCAAAAAAAAAUGCUGUAAACAUUAUUAUGGCAGAUUUUAUUGCCAAAGUAGGUGACCGAAGUCGGAAACUUUGGUUUGGGCUAAAGAAAUGAUAGAGGAGAAAUAUUGGUCCAAUUUUGCCAAAAAGAAAAUCUAACGAUCGCCAAUACCUGGUUAAAACUACUAAAAAGAAGAUUAUAUCCAUAAAAAGCACCUGGGGAUAAUCAAAACCACAUAAUAAGAAACCAAAUUGAUUUUAUAUUAAUUGACAAGCGUUAUAGAAAUGGAAUCAGGCCAAAUAAAACAUAAUCCGGGACGGACAUCGGUUCCGACCAGAAUCCUGUUAUCGGUAAUAUCUUAAUUAAACCGAAGAAAAUCAAAUGCAGAGAGAAGAUAAAACCUAAGCCUCUAAAAACUUAAAGAACCUGCAGUAAAGACAGAGAUAGAGAAAAUACUCUCAAAGAAAAAUUCAGUAAUGCACCUGCAGCAGCAGAAAAAUCAGUAAAAAGUAUUUGGCAUACUUUAAAACAACAAACACAACUAUACAAACAGAACAACCAUAAGAAAAGACAAGAAAAACAAAGAAUAAAUCAUAGAUUUAUUAACAGGAUAUAUUAACAUCGGAAGUUACAAAAACAAUCAAUACAGCAAAGCCACGAAAGGCCUCAGGUCCAGAUGAAAUAUAUAUAAAGAUGAUAAAACUUAUCAAUGAAGACAAUUUUUAGUCCUUAACACUACUAUUUAACAAAAUUUUUACUACUGGAAUCUUCCCAGAAGACUGGCUUAGAUCGACAUUUAUACCUAUACCUAUGAAAAGUAAAGCAAAUGGAUGCUUACAGUUCAGAUUAAUAAGCACAAGGAUCCAUUUUCUGAAAAUUUUACUCAAAAUUGAACAUCAACGUAUAAACAGAGAAUUUGGAUUUCCUAUGGGGCUUGGUACGAGAGAGGCAUUAUUUGGCAUUCAGAUAUUACAAAAAUGCCGAGAUCAACGAAAUAACGUGUUUGUCUUUUUUAUCGACUACCAAAAAGCGUUUGAUUAAGUAAAACACACAAAACUUAUAGAAACCCUAACACAACAUGGUAUAGACCAUAACACGGUGGUCCUUAUUAAAAAUCUAUAUUGGAAUCAAAUGGCGUCGAUUAAAAUUGACAAUCGUAUGACAGAAAAAAUGUCAAUAAAAAGGAGAUUUUGUCAGGGCUAUUUAAUUUCUCCACUAUUGUUUAAUAUAUAUUCCGAAAAGAUCUUCCAAAACGCCCUUGAACAUAUUAAAGAAGAAAUAAAAAUUCACGGUGAAUAUGUAAACAUUCGAAGGAUGCUAAAGAUCUCUUGGACAGAGCACGUAACCCACAACGAGGUGCUGAGAAUAAUGGGGACUGAGAGGGAACUUCUAAAUAUUGUAAAAAAAUAGAAAACCGAGUUAUCUGGGACAUAUUUACAGAGUAGAAAAGUACAUCUUUCUACGACUGAUAAUGGAACGGAAAGUGAAAGAAAGAAGAGGUCCAAGAAGAAGAAAAUGCUCGUGGCUGCUGCUAGCUGAAAAAUAUAAGAGACUGGACAUGCAUGGAUACGCACCUUAAGAGAAGAUAGGUAUAUGUUAAAUUUUUAUGCAGCUGUUUUUCUAUAACAGUUGCUCUGAUUAGAUGUUUACUUAAUAGGUAUCACAACAGUAUCUAUUUUUUAAUACCACUGUUAGCCCAUUUGUUGCAUCUAUUAUGAAACUCAUCAUUGAUCUUUUUUAUUUUCUCUAAAUUUUUUUUGUGGAUGUAAGAUCGUCGGUUCCAUAAUUGGUAUAAUAAUAUUAUUUGUCUUAAGGCGCUGUUGAACUUAGGCUGCCCUUUUUUACUCGCACUGUCUUUCUAUUCAUUGUUUUAUAUUCUAUUUAGCAUAUGGUCGUGGUCUGUAAGAGUACUCUAGUAAUAUUUUUCAUUUUUAAUAAUUAUUCUUUAUGAGUUUUUACAUAACUCAUCAAGCGACGUUUUCAUCUCAUUCUGUACUGUCAAUCUCCACCUUGCAAUAAUCUUGUUUUCACGCCUUCCUCCGUUUUUUUUCGCUGCUUCAUUGCUCUACCUUUUUUUGAUCUUCAUGUAUACUAUUCUGUCUUUAUACAGUGGCUCUAUCACGACUACAAAAUUAAUUAUUUUUAAUCCAACUUGUAUUUUGUUGAUGAUUUUCAAGUUUUGUAACCGUAGGUUUCUGUGCUUUUUGUCAUAGUGUUUCAUUUUCAUAUUAUGCUUUGUUUUUUUCUUUAAUGAUUAUGUCCAAUACCAUGCUAUAGAUUAAGUUUUAUUAUGAUUAAAAUAAGGCUUAUAUUUUUUUAGGGGUUUGUAAACGGAAAAAAAUGGUUAUAAAGAAACAAACACAAUUUAAAAUUUUGUUUUAAAUAAAGAAAAAGUUAUUAACUACUUCAUCUAUUUCUACAGGUUGAUCAACUGCUUAAUAUUCUCAAUACUGACCUAGGGAUGUGAAUCUUGGACUCUGAGACAAUCGGAGAGAAGAAAGAUAGACGCCACUGAAAUGUUCUGUUGGAAACGAAUGUAACGAAUUCCUUGGACCGACCGUAGAACAAAUAAUUCAAUUUUAAGAGAGCUAAAAGUUAGCCAACGACUCUCUAGUAAAGUCCAUCUCCAACAAUUAAAAUAUUUUGGGCAUGUUAUGAGAGCAAACACAGAAAACAUGGAAAGACUCAUAAUACAAGAAAAGGUAGAAGGCCGAAGAUCACGAGGAAGAUCCCCAACAAGAUGGAUAGAUCAAAUUACAGGAAUAUGCCAAAGACCUAUGCAUGAGUUAAAAGAAAUGACCAGAAACAGAGAUCUCUGGAGACGGACAAUACACGACAUUACGUCGACCACUACACUCCCUCUGGGGGGUCAGGAUUGAAGAGAGAGAACUACUUCAUGUAAUGAUUAAUGAUAAUAAGAGUUGUAUUGUAUGUAUACAUGGCAGCAUAUGUGUUAAAUUUAUUGUCCAGUACCACUGAAAUACCAAUAAAUAAGUACUUUUUCAAAUAUAUCUUUGUAUAUUUACAGAUCAAUGCAGGAGUUGUCAAUCUCACCAGUCCAGACGCACAAGUUCGAGAUAUUGAGAAAGCUGUACUACAUCCAGAAUUCGACUAUUUUCAACCCUUUUCCCCAAACAACAUCGGUCUACUGAAACUAAAAACACCUCUAGAUUUAGGAGACUCGGUUCAACCAGGAGUACUGCCAAAGCAAGGAUCAGAUGUACCACUCGGCAAAGUAACGCAACUAGGAUGGUUUGUUAAUAAAGAGAGUCACGGUAGACCAGUCAGUGUAGAAAACUUGGAGACAGCAGAAACGGGUAUGAUUGACUAUGAUGUGUGUAUGGCCGUAGUGGAACCAUCGAUGGAAUACAAUUUUCCUGACUUUGCCCAAACAUUGUUUUGCACUGCUGAUUUUACUGGACGUGAAGAUUUAUGUUUUGUUAAUGCCGGAUCCCCAACCAUCCAAGAUGGAGUCGUAGUAGGUUUUCACUAUUUUACAACAUUAGGUUGUGGAGUGAUGGGGUCAGCUAUGUUAAGUCUGAAGACCGGACCUUAUGUAUCGUGGAUUCAGGAAAAUAUUGAUGAUAAUAUAAGACUAGCCUAAAAUGUAUUCUCUAUUUUUAUUAAAAUGUAAUAAAUAUAUUUUCCUGCUUUCAAUAAACAUAACUAUUAUAAGACC
Molecule: messenger RNA, 4428 nt
Organism: Diabrotica balteata
Lineage: Eukaryota; Metazoa; Arthropoda; Insecta; Coleoptera; Chrysomelidae
Source: the annotation of a GenBank genome assembly